Messenger RNA from Medioppia subpectinata, 1203 nucleotides. Lineage: Eukaryota; Metazoa; Arthropoda; Arachnida; Sarcoptiformes; Oppiidae. The record is from the annotation of a GenBank genome assembly.
AAUUGCUUUAAUAACGUGUGCGGACACGACUUCCGGCACAAUAUGGAUGUCAUAACAAACGCGUCGGACGUCUACUCCACCGACUAUUUCACCGAUCGGUGCCUUCAUAUCAUCGACCAACACAACGCGAGUCAACCCCUGUUCCUAUACGUGCCCUAUCAGGCGGUCCACGCGAGCGUAUUUACUAGACCAGAGUCGCCGCCGAAAUACACGGAUAUAUUUUCGCACAUAUUAUCGGCCGAUCGGCGGCAGUUCGCCGCCAUUGCCUAUACUAUGGACGCGUCCAUCGGUGCGGUUAUGGAGGCGUUGCAUAACAAGCAUAUGCUGGACAACUGUAUUGUUAUAUUUGUGAGCGAUAACGGCGCUGAUCCGCAACUCGGCUCUGGUACCAACGGCUUAAACCGCCCCCUCCGGGGCUCCAGAAGAGAGCUAUAUGAAGGAGGUAUUCGAGUGCCGGCCCUCCUAUGGAGCCCACUAUUGAACAAAAGUGGUUACGUUUCGGACGCUUUGAUUCACGUCACAGAUCUAUUGCCUACAGUAUUGGAUGCGAUCGACGGCACAGGAAUAGAAGAUGAGAAAAAUGUUUAUGGAAUGUCUCAAUGGUCUACCCUAUCAACCAAUGGGCGACCCGUGCGGUGGGAAAUCCAUCAUAACGUGGAUCCGGUGUGGAAUCAGUCGGCCAUUCGGUGGUACGACUGGAAACUUAUCCAGAGCUCUGAACCGGUGUUUUUCGGUAAAACGUUAGCCCAAAUUAACUAUAAUAACGGCCACAUCGGUGUCAACAACGCCCAUAACUUCCCUGCGCUUCAGUCAACGGAUCGCCUGAAGUGCAAAACCUAUGAUAUAUUGCGGCGAAUGAAUCGCAAACCCGAUUAUAACGUGUUAAAAGAGUCGGCCAUCGAGUGCUCGACUAAACCGCUUACUCAAACACCGGCCAAAUGUUUGAACGAGUUUUGUUUGUUUAACAUUCGGGACGACCCGUGCGAACAGCACGACCUGAUCGGCGAGAUUGAGACGGAGUUUGUGGCCAUACUGUGGGAACGAUUGCGUCAGUUUAACCGUACGUCUGUCCCACCACUAACUCUCGUACCGCUUGACCCCGUGGCCAGUGAUCCCGUACUAUAUAACUACAUUUACGUUAAUUGGUUGGAUUAUAAGGUUAUGUCUGACAGUCAUGUGACCUCGGAUAAAAUUGAAUUAUAG